Meyerozyma guilliermondii ATCC 6260 is the source of this 738-nucleotide messenger RNA. RefSeq lists its product as uncharacterized. The transcript has a single exon. The record is from RefSeq and is a predicted model, not a curated record. The coding region runs from base 1 to 738 and encodes 245 amino acids. Lineage: Eukaryota; Fungi; Ascomycota; Pichiomycetes; Serinales; Debaryomycetaceae.
AUGGACAUGGUCAUUAUUUCAGUUGUUCACAGAACGGUUGACUUAAAUACUCUUUCCAAUCCCCUAUUUCUCGAUGCGCCGCAAGGAAGAGAACAACUAUACGCCGUUCGGGAUUACUUUCAAAAUUGCGGAGUGCUAUCCCAAAUGAGUGCUUAUAAGGCUCUCCACGAGUUUAUUAACAAUCCGAACAACAGCCCCAUCAAGAAGUACAACAAAAUUAGUACGUUCCCAUUUAUGAAUCUUGACGACAAAGGCAGAAUCGUACUUUUGUUACAGGCUCUUGAGGCAUAUCCCUUAUUCCAGGACCGAGUUGGUCACUUAGACCGAACGACGGAACUCAAGUACGCUGAUUUAAGCGAGAAGGUUGAUUGUUUAUCAUGGUCUCCACCAGCGAUUUCGACAGAGACUGGAAACUUACAACCCAAACGCAUCAAAAGGAGAAGGGAACGUCCAUAUUGUCAUUUCUGUCAUAAAAUCGGCCACGACGAUGAACGUUGUUACAAGAAAAACAAACGAUUACGCACCGACCACCAGGCAAAAAGUGCCGUGAAAGACCUGAGCGAGCUGGAAUAUACUCUUGAGUCUGGUCACAGCAACCAAUAUCCUGAAAGUCAAGCUAUUGAUGCUAACGAGGCGGAAGCCGAAGCAACUUCAGGAAAGAUACUUUUCAAAGCGGGCGCAAAACGAUUUCUAGUCGAGGGACCCAUUUCGUUUCUCGAUCCCCGGCUCAUGAACUAA